Rattus rattus (black rat) is the source of this 1610-nucleotide messenger RNA. Its product is annotated as vitamin D 25-hydroxylase. The coding region runs from base 1 to 1506 and encodes 501 amino acids. The transcript has 5 exons. NCBI's taxonomy places the organism in Eukaryota, Metazoa, Chordata, Mammalia, Rodentia, Muridae. Gene Ontology annotation, molecular function: oxidoreductase activity, acting on paired donors, with incorporation or reduction of molecular oxygen, reduced flavin or flavoprotein as one donor, and incorporation of one atom of oxygen; heme binding; iron ion binding. Gene Ontology annotation, biological process: xenobiotic metabolic process. Gene Ontology annotation, cellular component: intracellular membrane-bounded organelle; cytoplasm. The record is from RefSeq and is a predicted model, not a curated record.
AUGUUGCAGCUGCCGGGAGCCCAGACGUGCGCUGGGGCGCUCGCGGGCUCUUUCCUUCUGCUACUACUCGUGCUGGUGGUCCGCCAGCUCCUGAGGCAGAGACGUCCAGCGGGCUUCCCCCCGGGUCCUCCGCGGCUGCCAUUCAUCGGCAACAUCUGCUCCCUGGCCCUGUCGGCCGAUCUUCCCCACGUCUACAUGAGGAAGCAGAGCCGGGUAUAUGGCGAGAUUUUCAGUUUAGAUCUUGGAGGCAUAUCAACUGUGGUUCUCAAUGGCUAUGAUGUAGUAAAGGAAUGCCUUGUUCAUCAAAGUGAAAUCUUUGCAGAUAGACCAUGCCUUCCUUUGUUCAUGAAGAUGACAAAAAUGGGAGGCUUACUCAAUUCCAGAUAUGGCAGAGGAUGGAUUGAUCACAGAAGAUUGGCUGUUAACAGUUUUCAUUAUUUUGGAAGUGGCCAAAAAUCUUUUGAAUCUAAAAUCUUAGAAGAAACUUGGUCUUUAAUUGAUGCUAUUGAAACAUACAAAGGUAGACCUUUUGACCUCAAGCAACUGAUAACAAAUGCUGUUUCAAACAUAACUAACCUUAUCCUUUUUGGAGAACGAUUCACUUAUGAAGACACUGAUUUUCAGCACAUGAUUGAGUUAUUCAGUGAGAAUGUGGAACUAGCUGCCAGCGCUCCGGUCUUCCUUUACAAUGCAUUUCCAUGGAUUGGCAUCUUACCUUUCGGAAAACAUCAAAGGCUAUUUAGAAAUGCAGAUGUGGUCUAUGAUUUCCUCUCCAAACUUAUUGAAAAAGCUGCAGUAAAUAGAAAGCCUCAUUUGCCUCAGCAUUUUGUUGAUGCCUAUUUAGAUGAGAUGGAUAAAGGUCAAAAUGAUCCUUUAUGUACAUUCUCCAAAGAGAAUCUAAUUUUCUCAGUGGGUGAACUCAUCAUUGCUGGAACUGAAACUACAACCAAUGUGCUCCGCUGGGCAAUUCUUUUCAUGGCCCUUUAUCCUAAUAUUCAAGGACAAGUUCAUAAAGAGAUUGAUUUAAUUAUGGGACACGACAGGAGGCCUUCUUGGGAAGACAAAUGCAAAAUGCCUUAUACUGAAGCAGUUUUGCAUGAAGUUUUAAGAUUCUGUAAUAUAGUUCCACUGGGGAUUUUCCAUGCAACUUCUGAAGAUGCAGUUGUACGUGGCUAUUCCAUUCCUAAAGGCACAACAGUCAUUACAAAUCUUUAUUCUGUUCACUUUGAUGAAAAGUACUGGAAAGACCCAGACAUGUUCUAUCCUGAGCGAUUUCUGGACAGCAGUGGAUAUUUUACUAAAAAGGAAGCUUUGAUUCCUUUUUCUCUAGGGAGAAGACACUGUCUUGGAGAACAGCUGGCUCGGAUGGAAAUGUUCUUGUUUUUUUCAUCAUUGCUUCAGCAAUUUCAUUUGCAUUUCCCACAUGAACUAGUUCCAAACUUGAAACCCAGGUUGGGCAUGACAUUACAACCCCAGGCCUACCUCAUCUGUGCAGAAAGACGCUGAAAGAGCACAAAUAUAUUGGGAAUAACCUUGUUCAAUCGAUAAUGGUGUUUAGGCCAAAGAUACAGUUUUAAAAAGCCAAAUAAACACAAAUACAUUGCUUAAAA